This is a messenger RNA of Chara braunii, 2145 nucleotides long. NCBI's taxonomy places the organism in Eukaryota, Viridiplantae, Streptophyta, Charophyceae, Charales, Characeae. The record is from the annotation of a GenBank genome assembly.
AGAGUUUUGGAUGUACGACCGAAGACCUGCAGCAACAGAUAUCGAACAUCAUGUUUGGAGAAGGCGCUAACAAGUUGUGUGAUCUGAAUUCAGGGAGAGGCGUGACAGGAAACGAUACGAGUCAGGGACGCACGUUGGAUUUAGAAACUGAGGAAUUGUUGGGUGCCAUUUGCGAGCAUGCAAAUGUGGACGUGGAAAAAGGGGAGGCGACAGGCACCACAAACAGUGCAAAGUGCAUAGUUCCCAGGGACCGUGUCACGAAGACUACAGCAGGAAACGAAUUUGAGUACGAUAUGAAUUGGGAACCUGGCAAGGUGCAACCAGGGUGGAUCGGUGCUCAACACUGCAUCGCGUUUAAGAGUGGUGACACAUGGGUUCCGUAUCGCUUGCCAAAAUUGAAGACAUGGCGUUAUAUCACGGCAGCCAUUGUUUUCGACCGAGUGAAAAGGAUAAACGGCGGGUUGGCGGUUGAGGAUUUGGUCAAAUACACAAAUGUCCUUACUAAGAGAUUGACAGACAAGGGGGAGAUACGACUUAAUGAUUUUUUUUAUGAUCGUUAUGAAUCGACCGAGCAAUGGGUGGUUUAUGAGGACGGAAGAGGCGGGGAUGAUGUUUGUGAGGAUAAUGAUGCAAGACGGGAUGCACGGUGGGGUUGGGUGUCGUCAACCAUUCCUUGUGACUAUGGAGAGAUUAGGAUUUUAGUCCGCGAUCUCAUGGGGAACUGUUGGAGUACAGUUUACAUAUACGGCGAGUUCAUCUCUCGUUGUUUGGACAGGGAUCUGCUGAAGUCCGAGAAAGUGUUUAUGCGCAUCGAUGAUGCCGCGGGAACGCAAUUCACGAUCCCGCUUGAAAACCCAGUGUUGUCACCAAUUAUAGAGGAGAAAGUUUUUUCUGGGGAGGAUAACAUUUGUCUGCGACAUGUAAGAGGCAGGGAGGUCAUUUAUGAUGGUCUGUUCAUUAGCAUAUGGGACCCGGAUAUGACAACGUCGGAGAGGGUGUGUAACAUUGACAUAUCCGGAACUGUCAUUCCACAGAAUGGUUUGCUGCAUCACAUUCAGUACAUGUCGGUGGAGGACAUGGCAGGCAGCGAUGAUAACAGGAGCAUUUCAGAACCUCAUAUUGCACGCACAAAACAACCGGCAUGUGAGGUAAAUGGACCGCUCGCAGACACGGACGUGUGUGCUGCAAACAGACCAGCUGAAGACACGGAUGCGGGAUGUGCUGUUGUGGACAAGAGCAGACCACCAAGCGGCACGAUGGACAGCGAUGGUAGCCGGAAGAUUGGACGAGGAAUGAAGCGGAAGGCCACAAGCAGAAGAGACAAUGGGGGAACACCGACACUAGCACAGAGGGGGAGGGGAGGAACUGGGAAGGGGGGAAGAACACCAAUGGCACGUGGACGAGGGAGAGGACGGGGGAGGGAUCAGGGAGGAGCAGCAAUGGAUGGCCCGGGGGAAACACGAGGGAAAAUUGGUGGAAGCGAAGGGGUUCAGAGGCGCAAUCGCCGACCUGGAGAGGCUGCUGUGACAGAAAUGCGGCGGUUGCAACGCAGUACAGACCUUUGCAUCGCUUACAGAACAUUUGUAAGGCUACGAGUUGUCGAAUGGAUGUGUGAUGACGAAGACAUCAACAAGAGUAAGAGAGAGGGAGGUGUUUUUUACGACAGAUCGGCGUUCAAGAAGUUUGUCACAUCUCGGGCGAAGGAAGCUCGAAUGUUGAAGACAACAGCGCAUGACAUAUUGAAGAGUAAUGCAGCGGAGAUAUUGGCACUCAGCAGGAUGAACGAGCUACCUCAAACAGACCCUGUUGACUACCAUGAUUUGGCAACAGUGGUGGUGAGCGAUGUCGAGUACGUCUUGCUCGAUCAGAUUAUGGAUUUAAUGUUAAAGACAGAUAAUGAUACAAAUUUGAUUCACGAGGCCUUACACGAGGUGACAGAGGACGCAAUAGCAGCAGCAGAGCUUGCUGAUGUCGAGAGCACAAAGGAUGAAAAUCAACUAGUGUCGGGGACUCCAAUAUGUCAGGAGAACAUAUUCACAGUCCUGGAGGACCCCACCUAGGCAUCAACGGAAGCGGAGAGAAUGAGCAAAAGAAUGCAAGGAUGACAAUUGGUUGUUGUGGAAACAAUCAAUGCGACACACCAUA